This is a messenger RNA of Polychytrium aggregatum, 3056 nucleotides long. RefSeq names its product armadillo-type protein. Lineage: Eukaryota; Fungi; Chytridiomycota; Chytridiomycetes; Polychytriales. Gene Ontology annotation, cellular component: eukaryotic translation initiation factor 4F complex. Gene Ontology annotation, molecular function: translation initiation factor activity; mRNA binding; protein binding. The transcript is spliced from 4 exons. The coding region runs from base 482 to 2953 and encodes 823 amino acids. The record is from RefSeq and is a predicted model, not a curated record.
GUCCGAGCCCGAGCCCGAGCCCGAAUCUGUGGCGGAGCAAACCAAAGAAAUCGUCGUUGAGGAGCCUGAGCCUGAGGCCGCUGCUCCCGAGGAGCCUGCCCCUGCCGAGGAGGCGGAACAGGCUGUCGAGGCUGAAGAGCCUCAGCCCGUAAAGCGCAGCAGAUCCAAGUCGCCCGGCAAGCGUGGCAGUGUCUCUCCAAAGCGUGGCCCGUCGCCUGCCAAAGCCCCCGAGGCUGAGCUGGAAUUGGAGGAGGGCGAGAUCGCCGAGGAGGCUCGUGCCCAGUCGAAGGGACGCAGCCGAUCCAAGUCCCCCAAGAAGCAGCUCACCGAGACCCCCGUGAAGCGGUCCGAGUCCCCUGCCCCCGAGGAGCCCGCCUCGGCCAGCUCCCCAGCCAGCAAGACUCGCACUCGCUCCUGCCGCAUCUUGAGCGUUGCUGAGUUCAGCCUGCUCAACUACCCGAGCGGAGUCGAGUGCCCCAAGAUGGUCGACAGCAAGAUCGAAUAUCUUAUGGCGUUCAUGAAGGCCUUUGGCUCUGUCACCACCCAGCGUCCCGAGAAGCUCCCCUCGCUCGAGUUCAUCUACGACAUUGCCGAGCGAAACAACUCCUCUCCCAAGCCGCGAAACAACAGUCAGCGUGGCGCGUCUCGCGCCGGUUCCGUCGCCGAGAACCGCAACAACCCACCCAAGACGAGCCAGGAGCGUUACCUCGAAAGUCUCGAGGGCAAGAAGACUGUCGGCGUCGCCGGCGUCAUGUCCAGCAUCGCCAGUCAGAAGGGUGGCGCUGGAUGGCAGCCCAGUCCCCAGCGCACCAAUUCUCAGCGUGGUGGCAAAUUGGGUGGCCGAAACAACAGCGGCAAGAACGCCCGUGCCCCCUCGCAGAAGGACCUGCUGGCCCAGCAGGCUGCGGCCAACCUGCCUCCCGUCAAGCCCCUGGAGAAGAGCGACAACGCCUGGUCCUCCACCCUCGGCCAGAAGCACGAGGUCUCCCAGGAGGACGAGGAAGCCUUCUGCGCCCAGCUCUCCAAAAAGGCUCGCUCGAUCCUGAACAAGCUGACGCCCGAAAAGUUCGACAAGCUCGCCCGCCAGAUGGUCGAGCUCGAGCUCACCUCUCCCACCUUCCUCAAGUCCGUCAUUGAGCUGAUCUUCGAGAAGGCCGUGGACGAGCCCAGCUUUGGUGGUCUCUAUGCCAACCUCUGCUUGUUCAUGAGCGCCGAGCUCCCCAAGGUCCAAUCGUGGGUCUCGAGCGAGGGUAAGAACAAUCACUUUAGACGCGCCCUCCUCAACACCUGCCAGGAAGAAUUCGAAAGCGGCAAGAAGUGGACCCAGGAAGAUGCUGCCAGUGAGGCCGAGAUGAUCAAGAACCUCCCCAACAUGACUGCAGAGGAGAAGGAGGCCUAUGCCUUGGCCAAGUUCGAGCGCAGCAAGGUCAAGCGCCGCGUGCUCGGCAACAUCAUCUUUAUCGGCGAGCUCUUCAAGCUCAACAUGAUCACCGAAAAGAUCAUGCACAGCUGUGUGAACCAGCUCCUCCGCGAUGUCCGCGACCCCGAGGAAGAGGAAACCGAGUCGCUCUGCAAGCUGAUGGCCACCAUCGGCUCGCGCCUGGACCACGAGAAGGCUCAGCAGCACAUUGACCUGUACUUCUCGAGAAUCGCCGAGCUCUCCAAGAACCAGAAGCUGCCUUCGCGUAUCCGCUUCAUGCUGCAGGAUCUGAUUGAGCUUCGCCAGAACAAGUGGAAGGCUCGACAGGAAGCCUCCGGCCCCAAGAAGAUCAGCGAGAUUCGCGCCGAGAUUGAGCGCAAGCAGCAGCAAGAAGAGGAGGAGCGGCGCCAGCGUGAGCUCUCGCAGCGCAGCCGAGGCUCGCAAAGCGGCCGACACACUCUCCCGACCCGUGCGGAUCAGUUCGACAAGCGCCGUGGCGGUGACGGCCGUGGCAGCAUGAGAGACGGCCGAAGCGGACCCAUUGGAGACGGCUGGAGCACGGUUGGCCGCAACAGCGGCGGCGGCCCUGGCGCCUCGGGCAGCUCAAAUACCCAGGCCGGCGAUCUGAACAUGUUUGGCUCGCUGCAGUCCUCCACCACCAAGCGGGACCGCAAGUCGAUUGUCCUCGGCCCCAGCGGCUCCUCGGGCAAGUGGUCGAUGGGAGCCGGCACUUCUGCCAGCGCAAAAUCCCGACAGGGUCUUCAGCAACAGGAGAAGGAGGAGCCCAGCCGGGCGCCAACCAACAUGUUUGACCUGCUCGGAGACAGCUCCGAUAAGAAGCACGAUGACAAGCACGCCGACUCGCCGGCAGCAAGCACACCCGCUUCCUCAGCCAAGUCUGCCGCCGCCCCUGCCGCAACCCCGACCGAAGAAAAGGCCAUUAGCCCUGGCAUGGCCAAGCGCAAGAUUGAAAACAUGCUCGCCGAAUGGUGGUCUCUUGGGGAUGUAUCGGAGGUCGUUGCUACCAUCAAAGAAAUGAAAACAGAGGCCUACCACGUCGAUGCCGUCUAUGCCUUUGUCGAAGGCGUGAUGGAGAAGAAGCUCGACCAGCUGAAGAAGACUGUCUCGAUGCUUGUGAAUGUGUUCAAGCAGGGUGUUGUGCGCAGCGAACACCUGAGGGAUGCCAUCGUCAAAUACUCGGAGGUCCUUGAGGAUGUCGCCAUCGACGUGCCAUCGGUUUACAAGUUCACAGGCAUCCUGAUUGCCCGACUUCUCGCCGCCGAGGCUUUCGUGCUUUCCGACCUCGAAACGCUCCUCUCCAACCUCCUGGCAUCGCCCAGCCGCAAGCCUCCUGCCGUUGUCAUUCUCGGCGAGAUCAUUGAGGACUUCAAGUCGAACGACCAGCUGCAAGGCCUCCAGGGCCUGGUGGAUGCCGAGCCCGAGUGGAACUACAAGGCCAUCUGGCCCGCCAACCGGGCUGCCGAAGCCAAAGUGUUCAUUACCGACCGUGGACUGAAUCUUCGCGACGACUAGGUCGUCACCUGCCCCCUCCAUAUCUCACCCCUCCCCUCUCCCCCUACUCCUCCUGUUUCGUGACUUUCCGAGCUCACCACGCGAGUAUGCUGUUUCCAGAACG